Messenger RNA from Cajanus cajan (pigeon pea), 1572 nucleotides. NCBI's taxonomy places the organism in Eukaryota, Viridiplantae, Streptophyta, Magnoliopsida, Fabales, Fabaceae. The record is from RefSeq and is a predicted model, not a curated record.
AUGGUAACCACAAGAAGUCAACAGGAAAACGCGACCGAUUAUCCUUUCGGGAUGCCCCGAGGCACCCCCAGACAGCAAACUAAUCAGAACGACGGAAUGGAGGAAUCAUACGUGGAUCGGUCUCAACAGCCUAACCCCUCAUCGGCACUCGAACAACUGAAGGCCGAAAUGAUGGAACUCAGGAGGCUCCGAGAAAAGGACGCUCACGAAUUAUCGGCCCUGAGAAGAGAGAACGCUGAGCUCAGGAGCGAUAAUAGGACAUGGCACCCCUCGCACGACGUACAGAAUCAAUCAACCCGGGAUCAGGGCGAAUCCUCAGGAUGGUACAAGGAAGUUAACAUCCCUCGACCAUCGGGCAUACCGACUACCGCAACGCAAGAUCAACAACGACGGCAGGGAAGAACGCCGUUCACACCAGACAUUGCCGGGGUUCGUUUGCCCGAUAAUUGGAAGAACUUGACCGUGGAAAAGUACGAUGGAACCUCCGACCCGGAAGAACAUCUCGACGCGUUCGUCACACAGGUCGGUCUGUACACCGACGACGAUGCAAUCAUGUGUAAAGUCUUCCCUACUUCGUUGAAAGGACCAGCGCUUAAUUGGUUCACACGACUCCCUCCCGGAUCAAUUGAUUCGUUCACAUCCCUGUCCUCUCGUUUCGUAAUACAGUUUGCCACGAGUCGGCCUCAUCAGCUGACAUCCAUUGCGUUGGUCAGUAUACGCCAAGAGAAGAAAGAACCAUUGAGGGCUUUCAUGGAGAGGUUCGGGAAAAUGACGUUGUCUAUUCGGAAUUUGGAUCCGGCCGUAGCAAUGCAUCACCUCACCACAGCGCUGCGGCCUGGGCCCUUUGUCAAUAGCUUGUGCAAAAAGCCCCCCCAUGACCUGGACGACCUACGGCAAAUGGCCACCAAAUCUAUGCAGAUGGAGGAACUGGCCGAGUUCCGCAACCAAAACCGAUCUGACCUGUUUCUCGGCAAAAGAGAGAAUGACAAGGAACCUCCUAAGUCUCGACCCCGGGAAGCCAAUGAUCGUGAGAAGAGUAAUCACAGAGGUCCGAGGUAUAUGCAGUAUACGCCACUCAACGCUAGCAGGGCCAAAGUGUUGGAGCAAGCUCUAGCCAAGGAAGUUUUGGCCGUUCCUCGAAGAGCUUUGACUCCACCUCACGCCGACAAGACAAAAGCAUGUCAAUUCCAUCGGAAUAGAGGACACACCACGGAGGAGUGCUCCGCCCUUCGAGACCGUAUCGAAGAUCUCGUUAAGGCCGGUCACCUCCAAAACUUCAUUCGGAUAACGGAUAACAGAAGAAACGACUACCGCCACGAAAGAGGGGAACCUAGGGGAGACAACCGAGAUCGAGCACCGCCCCAGAACCGAUCUCGCGAGCGUAGCAGGUCUCAAGAAGGAAACGACCAACGAAACCGCAAUCAGCCCAGACGAGUCAUAAACACCAUUGUUGGAGGUUUCGCAGGGGGGGAGCUCAUCUUCAGCCCGGAAGAGACACUUGAGGGCUGUCAAGUCGGUCAACGCUAUAGGACGAACACUUCCCGUUCGUAUGCCCCUUAUAACGUUCACUGA